GCUAGUAAUACUGCUGACUACUGAACCAUAAUGGCGGAUCUGCUUACUACUAUUAGUACUUGAUUUUCCUUAUACGUUAAAACUCAAAAACCGCUGGUUCUUCUAUUGCACCUAUUCAGUUUAAAUACUACUGCCAAUUGCUAAAUCACUUCUCAUUUCCCAUUCUCAGAAAAAAAAAGUUGAAAUUAAACGUAUAAUCGAUUUGAAGAUGCUUGACGGUUUACUAAACCGUGGCUUCAGCUCCAAAUGUAAAUCGCUAUUGAAGGCAACUCGGACGAGGAUCGAAGUGGUGAGGAAGAGAGCGGAGGCGAAGCAGAGGUUUUUGAAGGAGGAUCUUGCCAAGCUGCUUGCUAACGGUCUCGAUAUCAAUGCCUAUGGACGGACGGAAGAAUUUCUUGCUGGACUCAACCUUUUGUCCUGUUAUGAUUUCAUUGAAUACACGUGCGAAUAUAUUCUGAAGCAGCUUUUGAGCAUGCAAAAGCAAAGAGAGUGCCCAGAAGAGUGCAGGGAGCCUGUGGCUUCUCUGAUGUUUGCAGCAGCAAGAUUUUCUGAUUUGCCUGAAUUGCGAGAUCUCAGGAAUCUAUUUCAGGAGAGAUAUGGAAGUACUCUAGAAUGUUUUGUUAAUCAAAAGUUUGUUGAGAUAUUGUCUUCAAAGCCUCCUGCCAUGGAGAAGAGACUCCAGUUACUGAAAGAUAUAGCAUCAGAGUUUUCAAUAAAUUGGAAUUCUGGGGGCUUUGAGCAGAGGAUGGCUGAUCCACCUACACUAGUACAGGCCAAACCAAAUAAACAUGGAAAUUUCUCUGUUGCUGCUGAAGAACUUAAUCUUCUUAAUGGCAAUGGAAAUGUUGCAAAAUCUGAUGGACAUGAUGUUUCACUUAAAGAAACACAUGAUCAUACUAAUGGUGGCCAGAAAAUGCAGGGUGCUGGAGAGGGUAAGCAUUCAAGAAGAGAAGAUGGAAGUACUAAUGUUGCAAAAUAUGAUGUUUCACCUGAAGAAACAUGUGGUCUAAGUAAUGAUGGCCAGAGAAUGCACAACCGCAGGGGUACUAAGGAAUCAGAAAGGGGAGAUGGACGUGGAGUUGUAGCAAAAUAUGAUAGGUAUGAUGUUUUACCUGAAAAAACACGUGCUCUUAGUCAUGGUAGCCAUAGAAUUCAUAAAUACAGAGAGGAUACAGAUUCAAGAAGAGAAGGUGUUGCUGUUGCUGUUGCAACAUCUGAUGGGUAUGAUGUUUCACCUAAAGACCCACGUGGUCUAAUUAAUGAUGGGCACGGAAUGCGCAAUGGUAGAGAGGAUAAGGAUUCAAGAGGAGAACAGUUGAACCUCCAUUUCAGAGGAAGGUUGGGAAGUGGCACUGAUAGACACAUAUCACCAACCAAGAAAGGAGAGAGUACUCCAAGACAAGUCAAAAAUGACCUUUUAUUUGAGCGAAGGCAAGAAGUGAUGGUGGACAAACAUGAAUUAUCAUGGAAAAAGGAUGAAACUUUGUUCAAAGCUGUAAAAGCAGGCCCUUCAUCACGUAGGAAAGGACUAGACGAUUUCAGUGGUGGAUAUUCAGGUCAGGAUGAUGGUUCCACUAGUAUGCAUGAUGGGGAGAGCUCGGAUGCUCCAUCUCAUGGAAAAUCAGAAAUGCCUUCAAGUUGUGGGGGAUUUCCAGGAAGGAAUGAGGAUAUGUCAGUUGCCCAUGAGCAAGUCAGGGAGAAGAAUAUGGCAAACUCAAAGAGAAAAGUUCAACAGGAAGAUGUAGACAGUUCAAAAUCCUACCAGACUGCUCUACUUCCUCCACCGUACAUAAAAUCAAAGAGCAACCUCAUCCCUCCAUAUGUUAAACCUAAAGACCAUAAAAACAGACCUAGUAGAAAGUCUGAGCUAGCAGGUCCUUGCAGUGAUGGGCAUUCUACAGAACCUUCAGAGAAUGGAUCUAACAGGAUUCAGAUGGGGCCAUAUAAUCCUGGCCAUGGGGGACAAAAUAUUGGGCCUGGCAGAGUAAGAAGUCAACGUCAUCGCGAAGAUCAAUAUUAUCAGGAUGAUAAAAUAGCCUUGCCAAAACCAAGAUCAAUUAGGAGGAAGCAACACAAAUCAUCUUCCAAUCAUGAUGACAUGGCUCAUGUUGAAGAUGCUGUAGCUGUAAAAAGAAGUUCCAGUAGCAGGAGAAGGGACAGUCCGCGAAAGGGCUUGCAGAUUUUGUUUGAUGAUGAGCAUUCUCAAAAAGAUGAAGAAGAGAGAAUGAUUGAUAAACUUUUGCUACAUUACAGUAAGAAACCAUCAACCUAUGGCGGUGGAAAUAUGAGAAAAGGCUCUCAAGCACAUCCAUCUCAUCAGAUAAGUAAUGGUAGUGGUGAAUCUUCUCAUGAUCGAAUGAGAGAUGGGCAUGAUUCGAACGCAGAUGUCAUACCAACCACCACUAGAUCUAUAUCUUUGCCUCGUCAAGAAACGACUCAAUCAGAGGCCAAAAAGGUUUUUACCCGUGCAAAGUCCUUUCAUCCAGAUGGCCAGGCUCGGCAUGUGCAUCCCAAGUUACCUGAUUAUGAUGAUUUGGCUGCUCGCUUUGCUGCACUGAAAGGCCGAUAAAGAGCAACGGCUUUUGAAACACGCGAAAUUGUUUGUGUUUACAUCUCUAUCUUUUAUAUCCAUCUUCCCGCUGCCUACAACUGGCUUACUUCCAGGCUCGUUAGCUGCAAUAGUUGGAGAAACCGAAUUCAUUGCUCAACCCUGAUUGAUUCCUCUUACUUAUACUAAAGGUACAAGUACUUGCUCAUUCUUGGUGCUGCCUCAUUUUUCUAUUAGUUCAUUCGCAUGAGAUGUUAUACAGAUUUGUGUCUAAAGUUGGUGCUGUGCCUGGUUGUAAAUUGUAUCCAUCUGAUUUUUCCGAUAUGAUGUGUUGGAUGGAGACUAAGAUGGAGCUUAUUAGUUAGUUCCUUCUUUUAGGCAUCUACUGAUCCUUGGUGUUUCAACUUAUACCGCAUAAUUGAUAUGUUUAAUAUA
Coffea eugenioides is the source of this 2983-nucleotide messenger RNA. RefSeq lists its product as uncharacterized. The transcript has 6 exons. Bases 209 to 2569 code for a protein of 786 amino acids. Gene Ontology annotation, biological process: protein transport. The record is from RefSeq and is a predicted model, not a curated record. NCBI's taxonomy places the organism in Eukaryota, Viridiplantae, Streptophyta, Magnoliopsida, Gentianales, Rubiaceae.